Messenger RNA from Pelodiscus sinensis (Chinese soft-shelled turtle), 828 nucleotides. The record is from RefSeq and is a predicted model, not a curated record. Lineage: Eukaryota; Metazoa; Chordata; Testudines; Trionychidae.
AUGGGAGGGAAUAAAACCGCACCCGCUGAGUCCGGGAAAGGUUUGAACGGUGGCUCACGCCGGCCUGGCCCUCCAGGGACGCUCCCGGGAGAAAGGCCCUUCAAAUGCGCCGAGUGCGGGAAAAGCUUCCGCCUCAGCUCCAACCUGCUCACCCACCAGAGAACCCACACCGGGGAGCGGCCCUUCCCCUGCCCGGACUGCGGGAAACGCUUCGGCCUCAGCUCCAACCUGCUCACGCACCGGCGACACCACACGGGCGAGCGGCCCUUCCCCUGCCCGGCCUGCGGGAAGCGCUUCGUGCAGAGCUCCGACCUCCUGUCCCACCAGCGGCUCCACACGGGGAAACGCUUCAUUCAGAGCUCGCACCUGAUUCGGCAUCAGGGUCUCCACUUGGGCGAGAAGCCCCACCGGUGCCUCACCUGCGGGCGGGAAUUCACCCAGAAGUCACACCUCAUCAGGCACCAGGGGAUCCACACCGGGGAGGAGCCCUACACCUGCCCGGACUGCGGGGAGACCUUCCUGCAGAACUCCCGCUUCCUGGUGCACCGGCGAAGCCACACGGGGGAGAAACCUUUCAAGUGCUCGGACUGCGGGAAAGGCUUCGGCCGGCGUUCCCACCUCGCUGUGCACCGGAGAACGCACACGGGCGAGAGGCCCUACCAGUGCCUGGCCUGCGGGAAACGCUUCAGUGUCAACUCCAACCUGGCCGCGCAUCAGAGGACCCACACGGGCGAGAGGCCCUAUAGGUGCCUGGCCUGUGGGAAAAGUUUCCAGCGGAGCUCACAUCUUAGUAAGCACCAGAAAACCCACGCGGCAAAGCGGGCAUGA